CUGAAGAAGGAUUAAUAUAAACACACCCUCUUGUGUCGUCUUCUACCCGAGUGAUUCUCAUUAUUUAUUGACCUUUAAGUGCACCUGUACUCCCUAUUAUAUUAUAAACACACUAAAGAACUUUUCCAGUUCCAGGUGGGAACAGAGGCAAGAUGGUUCGUGACCGACUGAAAGAGUUUCGAGAAAUCAGUAAACGUCAGAGUACUGCUGAUGAGGACGUGGUCACAAUCUCCUUUGAUGGGAAUGAUGACCAGAAAGUCCUCAUGGAAAGUCUUGACAAGAUUGGACCUCUGUAUACACAGUUAAAGCAAAUGAUGGAAUCAGUGCAUGACCUCAGGACAAUGGUACACGAGCAUGACAAUCGCCAUAAAGUGGAAGAUAAAGUCAACAGUAUCAAAGCUCAGGCUAGAAAGCUACGCAUGUCAUUACAGGAGAUAAAAGCUAGAAGUGAGAAGACCACCGGGGUCACUCACCACGUAACAAAAACACAUCACGUCGCUUUAGUUAUCCACUUGACCCAGGUACUGCAUGAGCUAUCAGUAAUGCAGGCUGACACCCAUGACCGCCAUGCUCAGUAUGUGAGAAAGGAACUCAUUAUAACAGGUCAAGCAGGUAUUGAUGAAAAUGAACUUGAAAGUCUCCUGGAAGAAUCGACAGAAAUAUUUACACAAAAUAUUAUCCAAGAGACACAAGUAGCACGGCAACAGCUUCAUGAUCUGCAGGAGAGACACGACGCUUUUAUUAAAUUGGAAAAAUCUAUCACCGAGUUGUAUCAGUUAUUUCAGGAAGUGGCUCUAUUGGUACAAGAACAAGGAGAGACUAUAAAUAGGAUCGAAAACAAUAUAUUUGAAGCACAGACCAAGACAGAGAAGGCAAAAGUAGAGCUGGUGUCUGCUAGGAUAAAUCAGACGAAAGCGAUGAAGAAGAAGUUUAUAAUCGCUCUCAUUGUUGGAGUGAUCCUGCUGAUUGUCGCCCUCAUCUUAAUUUUCUCUUUUACUGGAUGAGAGUGAGAUGAAUCCACAAACCUGUAGAAAUACUUUGUCUCAACUAAGACUUUGCCUUUCCCAUCAUCUUACGUGGGCAGCAAAUGAACUGUGAUCUAUUUCCGUCUUCAGCAGCUGUGCUAUGAUUUCAUUGUGUGCAUACUUGAAGCUCCCUGAGAGAACAUUCACCGUCUCGUUUCUUCAAUAUUUAAGGUGCUAUGGAUCUCUAACAUAGUGUGCCUCUCCUCUAAUGUUAACUUAUAACACAGAAAGUCCCACUAGUGUUUUGUGUUUGAAGUAUAACUGAUCCUUGAUGUAUGUUAGUCUGUGUGACAUGACUGUGUUGCCUUUUAACAUGUGACAUGGCUUAUCCCUAGAGUGCCUGAGCUUGUGAUGUGGUAUAAUGUCGUCCGUAAGGGUUGUAAAUAUAGAUCACCCAAAAAAGUAAUGAUUUCCUGGGGCUUUAGUAAUUUUUCUGCACAGCUGAUAAGUGUGUGAAUACUGAAAACAGAAUUAUUAAUUUUUCAUGAGGAUGUUAUAAGCUUUGUUGUCAUACAUUAAAAUCUCAUAGCUAGUUUAAAGUGUGGUAUUUAAUAAUGAUUAAGGUAAUGAUAAAUGGAGCUGUGAUAGAUUACAUACGACCAAGUUACAUUCAUCUCAAUUUUCAGCUUUUGGGGGGGGCAGCUCUGAGAAUGUCUUUCCUGACCUACAGAGAAAAAUACUAUAUACUCUCCCAGCUCUAGCUCACUCACAGGACCCCCAUCUUGUGUGCACUAACCACUCAUCUUUACCCACAAAUGUAGCUGAUUAAUGAACACCCAAAUAAGAUUUAUUACAUAUUUUACACAAGUAGUAAUCAUGAGAUAUACUCCACAAACAAACUCGUAAAAUAUAAAUAUUCUGGCAUUUGGUUUUGGAUGGUUAAUGAAUUAAAGUCAAUUGGUUGUGUGUUAAAGAACAGGACCAUAAUGUGGAAUUUUAUACAUUUGUAGGAUUACUUCAGGUUUUAAAGGGUUUUAUAUACAAUAGUCAAAAUUACCUCAGGCCAGUUGAAGUAUGGCCAUAUAUGUACUCCUGACUUGAUAUGUGAGUAAUUGAUGUUAUUUAAAGAAUCAUAAUGUACUAAUAGUAAACAUUUGACUAUAAUAUCAUUGAAAAAAGUAGUAUACUAUUCACUUAAACAUAAAAAUUGUUUUUUAAAAGGAAGAACACACACAGAUCAAUAUACAGUACCAUAAUUUUUGCUGUACAGUAUUAGAGUGCAACAUUUUCCUUCAUUUUAUGAUUUUGUUUUUCCUUAUUAGUUAUGGUAAUGGUAUGUAUCUGAUGUGAGAAUUUUUAAGAGAUCAGAUCAGGUCAGGAGUUCAGUAUCGGCAAUAUAGUGUUGGAACCUGUGUGUAUAAUAGGCAUGUGUACUGUGCCGAUGGACCUGAAAAUCGGUGUCAUCGUCAACCACCAGUCCAUCAACUGAAGCAUCCAUAAAUAUUCCAGUGUUUUGGGGGAAUACAUAUCACCCCAACUCAUUUGAAUUUUUAUACAUUUUAUACAUGUUUAAGUUGUUGGUAUGGCUGAUAUUUGAUCCCAUACAUGCACUAUAAAAGUCUUCUUAACUUUCAAACUUAAAAAAAAACCAGUACAAUAUGCUACCAGCUCUGAACCUUUGAAAUAGAUAGCCUGAAGAUUCUAACCCCCCUCCUCACCCCAGCCUAUUUCACCUACAAGAUUAACCACCCUAAAGCUAUUUUGGGGAUGGGGGUUAGAUUAGUGUUAGGGGAGUUAAGCUUUAGAUGAAAUAAGCUGGGGACUUGGGGGAGGUCAUCGGGGGAUACUUUGAUACAACCUCUAAAUAUAUCAACCCGUUUAGUAAUGAAAUACACCUAACAAACACAGAAGAUGAAAUACAAAAAAAAAAUUUCACAUUGCUGUAAUAUGUAGAAAAUCUUGUCAUCACUAUAGAUAUAAGAUCGAUAUAUUUUUCCUACACUGAUAUUUUUUAAUUUAUUUUGUACGUCUUGUAUACUGUAUAGCACAAUAUGCAUAUCCUCACCUACUAGAAGUUACCAUCAAAAUUACCUAUUGGGUGGAAACUUAACUGUACACAUGAAUUACUGGGAAUCCUUGUGUCUCACUUGGCCACUUGGUUAGGUUAGGCCACUUGUUAAUGAUUCUGUACUAUCUCUAUUUUCAGACAUUCAUUUAACACGACUAUAUUACUGUUUAUAUGUAAUUUUUCCACUUGUUUUCUCUUACCUAGUUGACUGGUGCCUUAACAUUGCCAGUACGUACUUGUUUCGGAACAGUUAUGUUGCCUUGAUACAAUUUGAUCUGUGAAGGUUUGAUGAUGAUGGUGUGUGUAUGUGCAUUUAUAUUACUUGUUUUGCUUAGAAUAUUGAGGAAGAUAGAAUAUUGAUUGAUAUAAAGUACUGAUUUUUUUUAUAUAUAGCCAGUGUUCAUUCUAUAUUAUUUUGUUCCCCUUGUUAAAAAAAAUAGUAUGUGUGGUUUAUCAUGUUCAUCUUGAGUACCUGUAGAGUACGCCCAUCAGAGAUCAUAUAUAUCUAAUAAACGUAAUCUUUUGAAACUGUCUAUCUAGAAGCAGUAUAUCUGGGGCCGUAUCUCUAAACCUUGAAAGACAUUAAUGUAGUGUUUUUAAGUUCUUUUAUAUCUGUGAGUCAGGUUUAUUCUUUUCAGUGUUCAAUUCUCUUAAUCCUCAUCAAUGUAAAGUAAGACUUUAAUUUGUGAUUUCCUUAAUAAUGUACAGUUUUGAGUUCAAUAUAAUUUUAGGUUUAGUAAUUAAUAAACUUGCUACAUCUCUGUUAACAAAAUGCUUGUUGAAAUAUUGAAGCUGAAGCAUUUCUAUUAACUAGCUUCAUUAUUUCCUAGCAGACUGAAGUAGUGGGAUUAAUAUUCCUGAUUUAUUUCUCAGUUAUUUCCUCAUAUCUCACCCUUAAUAUGAAGGAUAUUUUGGAUGUCUCUAAAUGUUGUAAUGUCAGAACUGUACUUAUUUUGCACAUAGAAUGAUUACUAGAAUUUACAGACUGCACAAAUGAAUUGGUAAUUUUUACAUUUGUCUGGAUGUUCCUGUCUUUCACCUUGUCAAGUUCAGCUCCUAUGUUCUAAAAGACAAUGAAGACCUGUUGUUACUUUCCUGAUAUCAGCAUCAUUGUGCAGUCAAGAUUUUGCAUUAGUUUCCUAUUCUUUAACAAAUGCUCUAGUUCAUUCCCCUUUUUUAUUUUCUAGAGAUAAGACGUUUAUUCUCCCUUCUUUUAUCUUUAGUUCCCGACAAUCAGUCAGCCACUUCGUAAAUGGUCUGCUUGAAGUGAAAAUUGCCCUCCUAAUAGUUCCUGACAUAUUUCCUCUACAGUACAAGCACAUCAUAUAUGUUCAAUUAAGGUAAAUUUGUGGAGUUGUCGCUCAAGUUGGUAAGGAAAAAUGAAUUGUGUAUAUAUUUUCUAGUACGUACAAUGGAUAGUCAUGAAAAAUUAAGGAGAUCCUGAAGGUUAAUGAAUGAGAGGAAAAUGUAAUUUAUGAGGUGUUCAUUUAUUUGUCUUUUGUAGAGUUAAUUAAUGUUGAAUAUUAAAAAAAACACUAAUGUCGAUAAAAAAAGCUGUAACGCUACAUAAUAAAUUUUAUUAGAUGAAGAAGUUUACGGUAUAUAUAGAAGCAGAUUUUGUAGGGUGAGAGUUUUUCUGAAGAGGAAAAUAAAAUAAGAAAAUUUAGAAGGGUUCCAGUGUUUUGUAAACUUGGGAAAUUUAUUUGUAUGGAUGUUGGAAAGUAGAAAUGUGUUUCAAGAAUCAGACAGGUGGUAGUAGUGUAAAGACUUCGAUAAGGUGCAAUAAUAUAUGUGUAAACGUGUGAGGUACAGUCUUUUGCUGAUAUAUAGACUAGACUGAAAAGACAGAUAAUGUAAUACUAAAUUUACAAGGUGGGAAGAGCGAAAGUAGUAGAAAUUGUAUUAUUGAGCAAGAGUGGAUAGUGAAGAAUGCAUAUGUGAGAGGAGUGUUUGGCACAGGAAAAUGGGCAUGUGCAAAUAAUAGAUGGGAAUAGAAUGAUGAGAAUAUAUAUAUUUGUGUGAGAGGAAAGAAAGGAGGUGCAAAUAGAUAUUGAAAGGAAGGUAGAAAGACAGUGAAAGCGACUGAGUGCUCAGGGGUACCAUGAGAAAUGCAGUGGGCAGAGUAGUGCAUUAAUAAAUAUAUUUGUAAGAGAAACUAGCUACCCUGCUGGACAGUGGGAGAUAUAAUAUUAUAUGUAUAUAGAAGAAUAAGAAAUAUGAAACCACAUUUGCAUUUUGUGUUCCUACGAAUUUUAUACCAAGCAGAUACUAGUGUCAUGACUCAGUAGUGUCUUAUCUUGUUUUGCUCGCAAUAAACUGUUUCUUCACCUCUCUAUGCAAAUCAGACACCCAAUUCAUACCAUGACCUGUGUUUUAUGUUGAAACAGUUACUCACACCAAUAAGAUUAGAAUAUAUGGGCAAGACGUUAUUAAAUACACUGGCAGUGUCUGAUCGUGUUAGUCAUCCCUGGUCUCAUCUUUACUGAUUAACAUAAGGAGUUCUUUAAGUGUGGUUGAUGCAGACAAGGGUCACAUGUUGGUCACCCUUGUUAUGUUAUAAUCUGUUAAGAACAAACUUGUGUUAUUUUUCCAUUUAUUUUUGUGUAACUGUUUUCAUACUCACUCAAUAUGCAUUUAUGCACAUCAGUCUGCCAUCCUUAUUUAUGAUAACUGUAUUAUAUCUAUGAGGAACUAAUAGAACUCCAUCCAAAGUUUCUACACCGUGUAUGUUCACCAAUUCAACUUACACACGCACACACUAACUAUAACUAAUACAUAUACACACAUGUAAUCCUGUAGCCCAUGAUUGUGAUCCUCCAAUGUUUAAUCCUCUCCCCUUAAUUAUAUUUACUCCAUCCAUUCAUGUAUACAGUACUGCCUUUAGUUUUCUCUUCACAUUUCAUCUCUUGUAAGUGAUUUCCUGUAUAUUCUCAACAGACUAUUCACAAUGCCUAUCUCUGAAGUCCAUUCCAGUAGAUUAAGAUUGAAUGUGUUUUGUUAUUCACCAUCACUCAUGCUUUGUAAUCACCUUCUAAAUAUCCCUUAUACUGUAUUUCCCCAUAUUUACUCCAUAUAUUAAGCUGUAACUAGCAUCCCAUGUCUAAACUUAUUUCAUGAAACAUUAUAAAUCAAUUCCAUACAUUUGCUCUUAACUAUAUAGUAAUCUUUCUUGCCAUUCCAUAUUUAUUUAAUAAGUGUUGUAACUUGUGCUGCGAUGGCAUAACUAACAACACCCAUGAUAUUUAUAACAUUCCAUUAGAUUAUGUGUUAGUGGGUAUAUUUUCUUGUGUGAGGUAAUCUAUUUUAUAAUGGUAGUCUUGAGUGUUUAUAAAGUGGCUUAUUUGACAUCUUUAUAAUCUAACCCAUCCACUUUUAAGGGGAGGAAUGAAAGCUAACAUGUGGACUCUUUAUUUACCUGCAAGUUUGGCUGUCACCUACACCCCUGACAACAUGCCUUCAUACAGUAGCCCAUUUUAACCACAGCUCAGUAAUUGGAGACAUUCAUAUUACCUGUCAAAUAUUUCAGCGACUUAUGUAUAAUUAUUGUUUUUAUAAAUGAUAAAGCUCAUUUGACUGUCGUGUUUUUAUUUUUAUUUUCAAUAAUUUAGCGAGGUGUAUAACCUAGCUAAUCUGAAGUGUCCAUUAAAGUUGUUUGCUGCUUUCCUUCUCUGGCCAUUUUUUUAAUUCUGGUAAAUGUUGAUAUAAUACAUCCCCCCCCCCCACCCCCUUUCUGAUAAUAUAAAUCAUCGAAUAGAAGAAAAUUUUGCAUAGUUUGAGCAUAAGAAGAGACAGACAGAAGAGGGUAGAGCUUGAUUAUGCUUAUUUCAAGGUACCCAAAAAAGAUUACUUACCGUAGUAUCAUCAUGUCUGUCUGCACACAGGGAAAAUAAUGAUGCUAAUGGUAUCUUAUCUGUGUUAAAUGUUAUUGUGUCAUUAGCUUGUGUGUGUUUGUAAGUUAGUAAUUCUGAACUUCUCUAUUGAAUGUAAAAAAGAAAUUGUAUUGUUUUAUUUGUCAAUGCCGUUCAGUGUUUGUGUUGUUGGUUGUGCGUACAUCUUACAGUAAAUCCUUAUGUUUUGUAAUUUAACUUUCACUUAACACAAGCAAUGUCUGGGCUGCAUUUUUUUUUUGACAUUGCCAUUGUGUUGUAGAGGUCUUGUGGCCUAUCCAAAGUAUAUUUCUCCAUAGAUAACAUUUUUACUUUUUGAAGAAGAAGAAAUAAAAGCUAAUAUUUAAAAAAUAUAUGAAUGGUAGAUAAUUAUACUGUACAGUAUGUAAGUUUCAUCCCUUUGUGAGUCAACAAUAUUAUACUAUACAUAUCUUAUAUUCCAGAAUAAAAUUGGCUUUCAUGGAAUAUUCUUUGAAGAGAUAGUUGUUGUGUGUGCUGUAUUGUAUUUAUCCUUUUAUUUUUGUUCUUUUUAGAGAAGUAUGGUGGAUUAAGUUACAGUAAAGUCUGUUCAGCAGCAUAGAUACUGCACAUUAGCCCGGUGUUCAUGUGCUCCCAGGUACACACGUUGAGCUUUAGCUUAAGAAGAUUUAGCUGCACAUUGUACAAUAUUCCUUUAGUCAGGCAGAUAUAUUGUCAAUUAGUAAGUCAGCAAAUUAAUUUCUACUGUGAUUUUUUUUUAAUGACAGAGGGAUCUUAGUUUAUUUAUUUAAGAAUCAUUAACUGUACUGUACUGUACUUUUUAUUAAAGUUUAUUACUGUUUCUUUAGGUAGUGACAGUUUAAAUACUGUAUGAAAUUUGUGGAUGGAAACCUAAAAUAUCAUACAGUUACAGGUCAGCAAAUUUUAUUAUUAUUUUAUCAAUCAUUUCACCGCUUAUAACAUAUUAGCCAUUUGGGCAGUUGGUUUGAUUUUUAUUGUCCUGUGUUAAUACAAGAGAGAAUUUGAGUGCCUGGAGAAAACCUGCCAUGUUUGGUAGUGUCUCACUGUACAACACCUUUCUCACAUCUGUUCUCGGCUGGGAUUGAACCCAGGACACUUUAGAGAGAGAUACACUAGUUAUCACUGUACCAUCAACACCCCCACAUUGUGUGGGGUCAAUACAUCUUGGAUCCAAAUAUAACACCAGAUAUACAUUAUAUGCCUUUUAUAGUUCUUUUCUUUUCAAAAUACAAGUAUUAAGGUUUAUUCAUUUCAUUUAAACAAUCUUUUUAUUUGUUUGCGACAUCCUUAAGUUGAGGUGCAGGAAGCAGAAUUGGUUGUGUACAGUGAUAGUAUGUGUGCUUCUCACUAUUACAUCCUGGGUUUGAUCCCCAUGUCAUAUGUGAGAAGGGUGUUAUCCAGUGUAACCCUACCAUGCAUGGUCAUAACAAAGAACAGACCAAACACCCGAACGAUUAGUAAAAAUGGUAGAAAUGUUCACAUUUAAAAACAUUUAGCAGUUUACUGAAGCCUAGACUAUGUUGAAGCAGCUGUGAUAUAACUAUGAUAAUUGUUGAUGUCACGUAUAGUAAUUUAGAUUGGAGGAAGUUAGAUAAGCAAUGAGGCUGUGAUGUUUGCUUUACUCUUUUAUAGUUACUACACACAACUCACAAAGCCAUUCAUGAUAAGGCACUAUUGUACAAUCACUAACAUCCACAGUCAAUGGUAUUCACAAUCCCUAGUAUCCAGGCAUGUUGUCAAAGUUCCGCUAUUGAACCUGGAUAAAUAAGGAAACAAUUAGCUCGGCAUAACCAAACAAUUAAUGACUUGUGCUAUAGUUUCAGAGUCAUAUACCGUCUCCACGGGAAGGAAUGAAUAGCGGAUCGGGACUAUUUUUCAUGGGUAAAUGUAAAAUAGUAAUUGUCACGAACUUUAUGGAGUUUUGGCUUGUUCCUGGAAAAAGCUAAAUGUAAAUUAUUCUUGUGUCAGUGGUGUCAUGAGCAGCCUUAAUAACACUCCAGAAUCAGGAAGCAAAUGGUACUUAAUAUUUUAUACACUAUUUAUGAAGCUCGGAAUCAAUCCUCGGUUUGGAUUACCUGAUUUUAAUAACAUGUUUUGUACAAAUAAACCCAUUUCACAGUU
Messenger RNA from Homarus americanus (American lobster), 9041 nucleotides. RefSeq names its product syntaxin-4-like. NCBI's taxonomy places the organism in Eukaryota, Metazoa, Arthropoda, Malacostraca, Decapoda, Nephropidae. The record is from RefSeq and is a predicted model, not a curated record. The coding region runs from base 153 to 1004 and encodes 283 amino acids. Gene Ontology annotation, biological process: intracellular protein transport; exocytosis; vesicle fusion. Gene Ontology annotation, cellular component: SNARE complex; plasma membrane; endomembrane system. The transcript has 7 exons. Gene Ontology annotation, molecular function: SNARE binding; SNAP receptor activity.